Molecule: messenger RNA, 691 nt
Organism: Drosophila simulans
Lineage: Eukaryota; Metazoa; Arthropoda; Insecta; Diptera; Drosophilidae
Exons: 2
Coding region: 99-362 (87 amino acids)
Source: RefSeq, a predicted model, not a curated record
AUGAAAAUCCAGCGAUGAAGACGAGCCUAUAAAUUGAUUGGCCUUCGGCUGCAUUCAGCUUAGUCCAACUGCAGUUCUGACCACAAUAUCACCAGAGAAUGCUCAAGCUCUUCGUGCUAUUCGCCCUUUUGAGUGGUGGCUUAGCCGCCACUGUUAUCUACCAUCACCCGGUGAUCUAUCAUCAUCCUCUGCCGGUUGCCUCCACGCCCCAGGAGUUGGCUCAGCAUCCUGGCUACACCAUUGUGGCACCUCUUACCAAGAUUGCCCACGUCACCUACGAUUCGGUGCCCAUUUCACACACGCCCUACGAACAUGUUCCGCUGUUCCAGAGGAUUGGUCAUGUGAAAAACAUAAGGUUCUAGCGAUGUAUACCCUGAAAAAAAAUAGUUUAACUUAUAAAUAAAAAUAUACCAUAUAAUAAUAAUAAUAAUAAUCAAUAAUCCAUUACGUUUUACAUUGCUCCUAUCACUGAUGAAUUGGUGAUGACUGAUUCCAUAAAACCUACCUAAAAUCCGUAAAUUUAUAAGCCGCUUAUAUGGUUUUAUAAGCUAUUAUAUAAUAUCCGCUAAUGGUGUUCGAUUUUUAAGAGCAGUAUUAUUUUAAAUUUUGAUUUUGGAUGGUAUAAUCCAAGGCAGCUAUUAUAGGAAAUACCACUAAAAUUCUACCAAGUAAACUUCCUCAAAGAAACAAA